GAGGGAGGGACCUCGGGUGAGGUGCCGAACCUAAAAUCAAUAUCUAUUUUGUCAAAUUUGGGCACGUUAUCUUCUUCUGCUUCAGUGAAAACUAGUAAAAAACUUCAACCUUCUCUCAAAAAUGGCUACUACCACCUCCGCUUCAUUCUCUCGCCUCUCCAUUCCCCCAAAAUCACCCUCUCAACCACAAUUCCUCAUCUUCACCUCCCCAUUUCAAACUAAAUCCCCCUCAUCUCGAACCCGGUUCACAUGCUCCGCCGGUGAAACCGGUUUAUUCACAAAACUCGGCCGGUUACUAAAAGAAAAAGCAAAAAGCGAUGUAGAGAAACUCUUCUCCGGUUUCUCAAAAACUCGUAACAAUCUCUCCGUCAUUGAUGAGCUUCUUCUUUAUUGGAAUCUCUCUGAUACUGAUAAAGUUCUUGAUGAACUUGAAGAGGCUUUAUUAGUUUCUGAUUUUGGACCGAAAAUUACUAUUAAGAUUGUGGAGAAUUUAAGGGAGGAUAUACUUUCUGGUAAGCUUAAAUCAGGGAGUGAGAUUAAGGAAGCACUGAAGAAGAAUGUUUUGGAUUUGUUAAGCAACAAGGGGAGUAAAACUGAACUUCAACUUGGAUAUAGGAAACCAGCCGUAAUAAUGAUAGUUGGUGUUAAUGGUGGUGGGAAGACAACUUCUUUGGGAAAGCUGGCUUAUAGAUUGAAGAAUGGAGGUGCUAAGAUACUGUUGGCAGCUGGUGAUACAUUCAGAGCAGCUGCUAGUGAUCAGCUAGAAAUAUGGGCUGAAAGGACUGGGUGUGAGAUUGUUGUAGCUGAGUCUGAGAAAUCCAAAGCAUCAGCAGUGCUUUCACAAGCUGUAAAAAGAGGAAAAGAGCUAGGUUAUGAUAUUGUAUUAUGUGAUACAUCUGGACGUUUACACACCAAUUACAGGCUAAUGGAAGAGUUAAUUUCUUGUAAAAAGGCUGUUGCUAAAGUAGUUGCUGGUGCACCCAAUGAAAUCUUACUGGUUCUGGAUGGAACUACUGGUUUGAAUAUGUUGCCACAAGCCAGAGAAUUCAAUGAAGUUGUGGGUGUAACUGGUUUAAUUUUGACCAAACUGGAUGGUUCUGCAAGAGGUGGCUGUGUGGUCAGUGUGGUUGAUGAGCUUGGAAUCCCUGUAAAAUUUGUCGGUGUUGGUGAAGGUGUUGAAGACCUUCAACCCUUUGAUGCAGAGGCCUUUGUCAAUGCCAUUUUUCUGUAAACCAUAAGUAGGCUUAGGCUAUGCUACGAUUCAGAAUCACAUAUUUACACGAAUAUGCAGAGCAACAUUAGGUCACAGGAAAGAGAAAGACAACAUUUUAUCAUUUAAUCCAUUCUUGAGAGGCCAAGCUUCGCAGAAGGUGAAAAUGAUUUUGGGGAAGCGAAGCUAUUCUUGCUUUGAAGGUAACUCAGCUGGUAUAACCCCUUUGCAUGCUUUGUGGUUGGCAGUUUCGGACAAUACGACAAUGGUUUAUUUCCACUCUUGGCAUUGAACUUGAAGAUUUUGUUGUGGUGUCCAUGUAAAUGAAUGAUACCACAGAAAACAUGAGCUAACAUAUGGUCCAUUAUUUGUCAAUGAUUAUGUGAUUAUUUUUUUCCUUCCUUUCUUCAACUUCUCAAUGAGGUGUCUUAUUUCAUUGUUUUUGUCAUCCGGGGACAACUUUUGAACAAGGCACAUUACUCACAAAGAAUGUCUGAUGAUAUAAGUACAGUAUAUACUGAUAAGGGCAGUGCUAUAUCUCACGAGUAUUUUUUU
Medicago truncatula (barrel medic) is the source of this 1765-nucleotide messenger RNA. RefSeq names its product cell division protein FtsY homolog, chloroplastic. Gene Ontology annotation, molecular function: signal recognition particle binding; GTP binding; GTPase activity. Gene Ontology annotation, biological process: SRP-dependent cotranslational protein targeting to membrane. The record is from RefSeq and is a predicted model, not a curated record. The coding region runs from base 122 to 1231 and encodes 369 amino acids. Gene Ontology annotation, cellular component: membrane. Lineage: Eukaryota; Viridiplantae; Streptophyta; Magnoliopsida; Fabales; Fabaceae. The transcript is spliced from 12 exons.